UUUAUACAGAGUGCAGGAGAGAGAACAAAUAGAACGAUGGAAGAAAGAAUCUUUUGAGCUCCCUCUCUCUCUCUCUCACUGGUCUCACUGUCAGAAACUCGAAAAAUUUUUGAACGCUGCUACCGCUUAGAAGGAGGGGUUACACCUUAGGAAAUGGCAUCAAGAUCGUAUUCCAAUCUCUUGGACCUUGCUUCGGGCGGCUCUCCUACAAUUUCCCGUGAGAAGAAAAGGUUUCCACGAGUGGCAACUGUUCCAGGCGUCUUGUCUGAACUAGACAAUGAGAUCGGCAACGGUGCGGAUUCUGAUGCUCCGUCAUCUGUCUUGCAAGAACGGUUGAUCAUCGUUGGGAACCAGCUUCCCAUUAAAGCUCAGCAGAACUCUGAUGGUAAAUGGAAUUUCAGCUGGGAUAACAACUCUCUUCUUGUACAAUUGAAAGAUGGUGUUCGUGAAGACGUGGAAGUUAUCUACAUUGGUUGUCUUAAAGCAGAGAUUGAGCCGAUUGAUCAAGACGAUGUGGCUCAGAGGCUGCUUGAAAAUUUCAAAUGUGUUCCUGCCUAUGUCCCUCCUGAUCUCUUUGCCAAGUACUAUCACGGGUUCUGUAAGCAGAGCUUGUGGCCUUUGUUUCAUUACAUGCUUCCUAUAGUGCCCGAUUAUGGUAUCAAGUUUGAUCGUUCGUUAUGGCAAGCUUAUGUCUCUGUGAACAAGAUAUUUGCAGACAAAGUCAUGGAGGUGAUUAGUCCAGAUGAUGACUAUGUCUGGGUCCAUGAUUACCAUUUGAUGGUUUUGCCCACUUUUCUAAGGAAGAGGUUUAAUAGGGUCAAGCUGGGGUAUUUCCUUCAUAGCCCGUUUCCUUCAUCUGAGGUUUUUCGUGCCCUUCCCGUGAGGAUUGAGAUAUUACGAGCACUUCUCAACUCGGACCUGAUCGGGUUUCACAUCUUUGACUAUGCAAGGCAUUUCCUUUCUUGCUGCACCAGGAUGCUCGGUUUGUCCUAUCAGUCCAAACGAGGUACCCUCGGGCUUGAGUAUUAUGGUCGAGUAGUCAGCAUAAAGAUUAUGGCUGUUGGGAUUCAUAUUGGUCAGCUUCAGUCGGUAUUGAAUCUUCCAGAGACCCAGAGCAUGGUUGCGCAGCUUCGAGAUCAGUUCCAGGGUCGACAAGUCAUGCUCGGAGUGGAUGACAUGGACGUUUUCAAAGGAAUUAGCCUGAAACUCUUGGCAAUGGAGCAGCUCCUCACCCAACAUCCCAAUAAGAGGGGUAGAGUUGUAUUGGUCCAGAUUGCAAACCCUGCAAGAAGCCGUGGGAGAAACAUACAAUGUGUUCAGUCCGAAACUUUCGCCGCAGUUAAAAAGAUCAAUGACAUGUUUGGAAGGCCAGGGUACGAGCCUGUGGUUCUAGUGUACAAGCCACUCAAGUUCUUUGAACGGAUUGCUUAUUACGUUAUUGCAGAGUGCUGCCUCGUCACAGCGCUGAGAGACGGUAUGAAUCUUAUACCUUAUGAGUAUGUUACAUGUAGGCAAAGCACCCAAAUGCUGGAUGAAAUCUUAGGCCUAAACCCAUCAACAGCAAAGAAGAGCAUGCUCGUAGUAUCGGAGUUCAUGGGGUGUUCUCCUUCCCUGAGUGGUGCAGUUCGAGUGAAUCCAUGGAGUAUUGAUUCUGUAACUGAAGCCAUGGAGUAUACCCUAACAGCUUCAGAAGCAGAGAAACAGCUCCGUCAUGAGAGGCAUUACAGAUUCGUUAGCACUCAUGACGUUGCUUACUGGGCACGCAGCUUUUUGCAGGAUCUCGAAAGUGCUUGUGCUGAUCACACGAGGAAAAAGUGCUGGGGAAUAGGGUUUGGUUUAGGGUUUCGGGUUAUUGCCCUUGACCCUAGUUUUAGAAAGCUUUCGGUUGAGCACAUUGUCUCAGCUUACAAGAGAACCAAGAGCCGAGCUAUUCUUGUGGAUUAUGACGGCACAAUGGUGGAGGCAGGGUCCAUCGAUUCGAAGCCAAGCCGACAGACAAUUGAGACAUUGAACAGUCUGUGCAGAGAUCCCAAGAACAUCGUGUUCCUUGUCAGCGGAGAAGACAGAACCACACUGACGGAAUGGUUCUCGGAUUGUGAUGGCCUCGGCUUGGCAGCAGAGCACGGUUACUUUAUACGGCCAAAUCAAGAAGCAGAGUGGGAAAGGACAAUAUCGGUGCCAAAUUUUGAAUGGAAGCAGAUUGCAGAGCCGGUGGUGAGAGAGUACAAGAGGAUGACAGAUGGGUCAGGGAUAGAGAGCAGAGAAAGCACUCUCGUCUGGGACUACCGAUUCGCAGAUCCUGAUCUGGGGCCAUCACAAGCCAAAGAGCUUAUGAAACACCUCACGGGCUUGCUUGCAAAAGAUGGUGUCUCCAUCAAGAACAGCCGACAAACAGUGGAAGUUAGACCAAAGGGAGUGAACAAAGGGUUGGUGGCGGAGAGGCUUUUGGCAGCAAUGCAGGAGAGAGGGGAGACGGUGGACUUUGUUCUGUGCAUAGGAGACGACAGCUCGGACGAGGAGAUGUUUGAGGUAAUAACGGCAGGGAAGGAUGGCCACUCCUUGUCGGAUGCGGCUGAGAUAUUCGCAUGCACCGUCGGACAGAAGCCCACCUCCGCCACCUUUUACUUGGACGACUCCUUCGACAUCCCCAAGAUCUUCCAUGCCCUCGCUUCCUCCUCCAACCAAGAUUCCGCCUCCUAGAUUUGCCAUCCAUCUCUCUCUCUCUCUCUCUCUCUCUCUCUCUCUAUAUAUAUAUAUAUAUAUAUAUAUAUAUAUAUAUGCGUGUGUGUGUGUGUGUAAUGUAGGGUUUGUGAACCAUCCAAUAAUUUUGGGACUUGGCCAAAGACUUAUAUGUAUCGGGUUAGUUAAUAUAGAAGUAAUUAACAAUUUGUGGA
Molecule: messenger RNA, 2894 nt
Organism: Tarenaya hassleriana
Lineage: Eukaryota; Viridiplantae; Streptophyta; Magnoliopsida; Brassicales; Cleomaceae
Product: alpha,alpha-trehalose-phosphate synthase [UDP-forming] 5
Exons: 4
Coding region: 154-2700 (848 amino acids)
Biological process (GO): trehalose biosynthetic process
Cellular component (GO): cytosol
Molecular function (GO): catalytic activity
Source: RefSeq, a predicted model, not a curated record